Physcomitrium patens is the source of this 1825-nucleotide messenger RNA. RefSeq lists its product as uncharacterized. Gene Ontology annotation, cellular component: endoplasmic reticulum. NCBI's taxonomy places the organism in Eukaryota, Viridiplantae, Streptophyta, Bryopsida, Funariales, Funariaceae. The record is from RefSeq and is a predicted model, not a curated record.
GACUCCCCCCCCAGGCAAACUGCCGCACAUAUUUACAAUCGUCCUCUUUUCUACACCAUAAGAUUUGUGUCUGUAUUAGAGCGGAAGCAUUGAAUGCUGCAGCAUCGAGGGAUUGCCAUUAUCCCCCAAACAAACCCAGAUUUCUGAUUCUGGAGUGGAGAUGUGAUCCGUGCGGUUUCUGGCCAUCGGCCGAUGCCAUUUCUGAUGUCAGAUGUUCACCUGACAGUGAUUGCAAUACUUCGGUAGAAACUGGGCACUCGCCUGCAAAACUUUGUUUACAAGUAGUGGCUGUGAAGUCGUAUUCUUGUUCAUUUUCUCAAUUUAUGACGAGCUUCCAACUUUAGAAGUCUAGGUUUUACAUGAACAUGUGACCGGAAAGUGACGAAGGAACGAAGUGGAAGGGUUGUGUGUGUGUGUUUGUCCAUGAGCUCGUCACUGUUGGUUUCAUACCCCACAUAUGAAUGGUUUGGUAAUGUAAUUCGGUUUCUCGAGGUUGUUGAGGAGGAUCAAACCUUUGUGCGGCGGUGUUUGAGAUGAAGAUACUUGGGUUUUCAUUGACAUGUGUCCUGCUGGUGUCCUUGGAGUGGUUUGCACAUGGGGUGGUGGGGGAAAGAUCACUCCGAAGUCUGAAGUUCCAAGCGUCGAAUCUCUUUCCGGAGAGUUUUGAUUGGGACCGAGUUCGCGACCGGUUUCUGAUUGGGUCGGCUGCGAAGGGCACGAUUUCGGAGCUCGCCAGCGAUGGCUCCUUCAAGGAGUUUGUGCGGGACGAGGAGUUUGCUGGGAAGGUAGCCUUUGGAGGAUUGAUAGUGGAUAGUAGACGCAAUCGAGUUAUCGUCACUGUGCAAGAUAUUGUCGAUUGGAAUUUUAGUGGGGUUGCAGCCUACGAUUUGGACUCCGGGAAGAGGCUGUACUUCGCCCGCUUGGGCGGCCUCGGUGUGGCCGAAGGGGAGAAAGCAUGUGCCAACGACGUUGCAGUCGACUUCAAGCCCGGGAAUGUCUACGUAACCAACUGCCGGCAGAAUUUUAUCUGGAAAGUGACGAAGGAAGGAACGCCAUCCGUGUUCGUAAAGCACGAAACUUUUACCUCUCAACCGUCUAUCUCAUCGGAUGUGACUUGGUGUGGAUUCAAUGGCAUAGUUUACGAGCCGGGCAAACACCUCCUUGCCGUGCAAACGAACUCUGGGGCAUUGUUCCGAAUAGGUGUAGAGGAUCAGAGUGUUCACUUGGUAAGCAUGAAAGACAAGCUACCGGGGGCUGACGGUAUGGUGCUUCGAGAAGACGGCACUCUUGUUGUAGUCUCUAGGGAGAAAGUCUGGCUUGUGGGCAGCGCCAGCAACUGGAUGGCGGCGAAUGUAGUUGAUGUUGUGCCACUCAAUGCCACGGAUUUCGCCACAGCUGCCGCCAUCAAAAAGGGUGCAACAUUCGUGUUGCAUGCCCAUCUCGGGGACUUGUAUGCAAAGCAAACGCGAGACGAAUUCGAGGUGCAGGAGAUUGAGUUCCCAGCUGAGAUUGGCGACAAUGACCCCGUGUGGUUGAUUCUUCUCAUUCUGGCCUUUGUUGUGGUCGUGUCGCUAUGGAGAUUUCAGGUUUCCUACUUCUACGACAAUUACCGGCGCAAGAGAGCGUGAUCGACCUGCUUCCGAUUGUGUCCGACACUCAUCUCGUUCGACUGAAACUGAAUUGUGUGUCUUUUUUCUUUUCCUCUGGUCAGUUUGCUUGCAACUGUUGUAUAGUAGUUUAAUAGUGCAAGUUUGUCAGAUUAGUGUUUUUUUUGUAGACACACAUAUUUAUAAAUAAAUAUUUGCGAUUUACAAUUUAAAUCUUA